AUGUCGACUCGAAAAUUUGAAUCUGGAAGUUCAAAAUUAAAAAAAAAGAAAAGAAUUGAUGCUUUAAUUGAAGCACAAAAAGGAGCUUUAGAUAAAUUUAUCAAAACAAACAAAAAAAGUAAAUUUGAAAACUUAGGUGAUUGUUCAUCAAAUGAACUAAUUAAUCAUGUAGAAACUAACAAUAUAGACAUAGACAACCAAAAUGAAAAUAUAGAUAAUUUUGUAGAAGAAGUUAACAAUAUAGACAAUGAUGAAAAUGACAAUAGUAAUUUAUUAACAGAAGAGCUUCAUAGUGUUGACGCCACUAAAAAUAUAUAUGAUCCAAGUCAAUGGAUAAAUAUUAGUACAAAUUUGAGAGAUUUAUUAGUAGAAAAAGGUCCGAUUAAAGUUACCGAUAUUGAUUUUCCUAAGGAUGAAUCCACAAGACACUUUUCUUCCUCAUUUUAUAUUCAAAAGUUGUCUAAUGGAGAAAAUCGUGAAAGAAGAUGGCUAAUAUAUUCUCAAGAUUUGAAUAAAGUAUUUUGUUUUUGUUGUAAAUUAUUUAAUAGUCUUUCUAGUACAAGCAAAUUAGCAAGUGAUGGUAUUUGCGAUUGGAAAAAUAUGGGUAAUACGUUGAGGAGUCAUGAGAUGAGUAAGGAACACAUUGUAAAUAUGAAUUCAUGGAUUGAUUUAGAAAUGAGAUUGUUAAAAAAUAAAACAAUUGACACACAUGUUCAAGAUCAAAUAAAUAGAGAUAGAGAACAUUGGAGAAAUGUAUUGUUAAGAAUAAUUGCGGUUGUUAAAACUCUUGGAAAAAAUAACUUAGCAUUUCGCGGAACAAAUGAAAAGAUUUACCAAGAACAUAAUGGAAAUUUUUUAAGUCUAAUUGAAAUGAUUGCUGAAUUUGAUCCUAUAAUGCAAGAACACAUUCGCCGAAUUAAAAAUAAUGAAAUCCACAAUCAUUACCUUGGACAUAGGAUACAAAAUGAGUUAAUAAAUAUUUCUUCUACUUCAAUACAAAUAGUUGAACAUUUUGUGAAAUUUUUAAUAGUAAAUGAUACAACUGGAAAAGGUAUUUUUGAUGCAAUUGUGAAUGAAAUAAAUACUAUUGGAAUUGAUAUUAGUAACUUAAGAGGGCAAGGUUAUGAUAAUGGGUCUAAUAUGAAGGGAAAACAUCAAGGUGUGCAAAAAAGAUUUUUAGACAUUAAUCCUAGAUCAUUUUAUACUCCGUGUGGUUGUCAUAGUUUAAAUUUAGUAAUUUGUGAUAUGGCUAGUUGUUGUCCUAAAGCUACAUCUUUUUUUGGAGUAUUACAACGCAUAUAUACACUAUUUUCUUCUUCUACUAAAAGAUGGAAAAUUCUACAAGAUCAAAUUCCCAACCUAACACUUAAAUCAUUGUCACAAACACGUUGGGAAAGUCGUAUUGAAAGUGUAAGAGCUUUGAGAUUUCAAACUUCACAAGUAAGAGAUGCUUUAUUAAAAUUGUCUGAAAUGACCGAUGAGGCUAAAAUUAAAAGUGAAGCAGAAUGUUUAGCGACUUAUGAACUUGAAAAUUUCGAGUUUUUGCUAGGCAUGACUAUCUGGUAUGAGAUAUUGUUUGCAGUAAACUCUGUUAGUAAAAAUAUGCAAUCAAAUGAUAUGUGUAUUGAUGUUGCUAUAGAUCAGCUAAAAGGUCUUGUUUCAUUUUUUGAAAAGUAUAGGGAAAAUGGAUUUGAAAAUGCUUUGAUUUCUACAAAAGAAAUUGCUAUUGAAAUGAAUAUAGAACCUAAAUUUCGUGAAAAACGUAUUAUUCGUAGAAAGAAACAAUUUGAUGAGAUUAUAGACAAUGAAGUUAUAAAAUCACCUGAAGAAUCAUUUAAAACAGAUUAUUUCUUAUAUAUAAUAGAUCAAGCAAUAACUUCGUUUCAAAGUAGAUUUGAACAAUUUAAAAUAUAUUAUGAUAUUUUUGGUUUUCUAUUUAGUAUUAAGAUAUUAAAAUCCAUUGGCAUUGAAAAUUUAAAAGAAAAUUGUUUUAACCUUGAAAAAUCAUUGAAACAUAACGCCGAAUCUGAUAUUGAUGGAUUAGAUUUAUUUAUGGAACUAAAAGUUUUAAGAGAAAUAAUACAAGUGGAAAAUGAUACUCCAAUUGACAUACUUAAUUAUAUAAAGAGACUUGAUUCUUUUCCAAAUGCAUAUAUUGCUUAUAGAAUAAUGUUAACAAUUCCUAUUACUGUUGCGUCUGCCGAAAGAACUAUUCAAGAAUCCAACAAUCUUAAAACCAUGAAAUUGCAAGAUUUGGUUGGUUUGUUGGAGGCACAUUAG
Messenger RNA from Vicia villosa (hairy vetch), 2280 nucleotides. RefSeq lists its product as uncharacterized. Gene Ontology annotation, molecular function: protein dimerization activity. The coding region runs from base 1 to 2280 and encodes 759 amino acids. NCBI's taxonomy places the organism in Eukaryota, Viridiplantae, Streptophyta, Magnoliopsida, Fabales, Fabaceae. The transcript has 3 exons. The record is from RefSeq and is a predicted model, not a curated record.